This is a messenger RNA of Symbiodinium necroappetens, 3420 nucleotides long. The record is from the annotation of a GenBank genome assembly. NCBI's taxonomy places the organism in Eukaryota, Dinophyceae, Suessiales, Symbiodiniaceae.
AUGGGGAAGAAGGAAACACUCACCAUGAAGACUCUGAUUGCUAUCGGUGCGAUCGCGACGGUUGCGACCGCCGCCAACGCCCAGAUCGGCCGCGCCGUCUCCGCUGACGGCCUGGACAACUUCCUCUCCGAGACCAUCACGGUCGCCCCCGGCUACGACGGCAACGCGAUGCUCGGCCCCGCCUUCGGCUCCACCACCUGGGCGCCCGGCGACAUGUUCGGCAUCACGUCGCGCCCCGCCGCGAUGGACACGGAAUUCGACAUCCCCUUCGCGAUGGCCGACGACUCCAACGGCUCGUUCCCCGGCGACACCGCCGGCAUCAUCGACGCCAACGACAACGGCCGCUUCUUCGGCAUCGUCGACUCCGUCAACGGCGACAACCCCGCCGGCAACGGCACCGCGUCCUGGAGCUUCGACAUCACCGGCGCGACCGGCCUGUCGGUCAACAUCGACUUCGCCGCCAUGGGCGACUUCGAGUCCUCCAACGACCUCGUCGGCUUCACCUGGUCGAUCGACGGCUCCACCCCGGCCGCGCUGUUCACCGGCUCCGUCGACGAAGCCGGCGCCUUGGACUACACGCUCGCCGGCGGCGCUGUCGUCAACCUGUCCGACCCCUUCCUCAUCAACGGCAACGUGCUGAACAACGUCUUCCAGACGCUCAGCGCCGGGAUCGCCGGCUCCGGCUCGACCCUGACCAUCGCGUUCGACGGUCAGUUCGAUGGCGGUUCCGAGGCCUUCGCCUUCCGCAACAUCGAGGUCGUCCCGACCCCGGGUACCGCCGCGCCCGCCCUCGCUUCGGGGGCGGGCCUUUCUUAUGCGCGGGCGACGCCCGUUCCCGCCCCCGGCAAGUGGAUCCGGGGCCUCGCCCCGGACAUGCGGGCCCACAAGGCCGCCUCUCGCAUCCUCGACAUCCGCCUCCGAGCCGCGAUCGAGACGUUCGAGUGCGCGCAGUCCAACGGCGCCGAAGAGCCCGACGCCAUCCGACGCGCACGCGUCGCCACCCGACGGGCCCGAUCGGCCCUGGACGCGUUCCGCAAACUGCUGCCGCGAAAGGCCGCCAGGAAGCUCCGCCGCCACCUCAAGGCGAUGCGCCGCCUCGCGGGCGAGCCGCGCGCCCUCGGCCUCGAGCGAGACGCCCUGCUCGAGCUCAUCCACGACCUGUCGCCCGAAGCGAGCGCCGGCGCCGCCUACGCGUCGGGGGUCCUCGACGAGCGCCGGCCCGCGGCCCUCUCGAGACUCCGCGACGCCGAAUCAGUCGAUCUUGAGGAUUACCGCAAGCAGUCGAUCGCCUGCCUCAAGGCGCUCGGCUCGAUCGACUCGGACCGCACCCUCGCGAAGCACGCCAAAAAACCCGUCGGAUCCGCGCGAAGCGCCCUCGCCGAUCACGUCAGUGCGCCCCUCGACACCCUCGACCGACUCCACGAGCUCCGCUUGCACAUCAAACGCCUGCGGUACACGGACGAGCUCUUCCGCUGCUGCACGGACGCCGAGGAGUUCGACCGCCUCUACCCGGCAAUGAAGGCGGUGCAGAAGCGGCUCGGCGAGCUGAACGACACCCACGAGCUGCACGCGUGCGUCGAAUCCAUGGCCGAGCAACUCGACUCGAAUCACCCGAUCCGCGCCGCGCUGCUCGCCCUCGCGAGCGAGCUCGAGCGCCGGCGCGACGAAGAACGCGACCGCCUGCUCGCGUGGUGGAACGACCCGGACGCGGACGAGCCGGCCGCGCUCCGCGAAGCGCUGGGGCUCGAUGCCGGCGUCGAAUCCCCUACACUUGAGCCGCCGAGCAUCGAGCGAUGCAUCGACCGGGCCAUCGAGACCGCGGUGAUCCGAAGCCAGCAGAACGGGGCGCUCGAGGAGGGCGGCUACCGCACCCUCGACGACGAAAAGGUCAUGGCCCGCCUCGGCAAGGGCAUCGCCACCACCGGCGCCAUCGCCGAGGACUCGAUCCAGCUCGCGGCCGAGACCGUCAACCGCAUGCGCCACAUCGCCGAGGGGUACAACGUCUCGUGCAUCCGCGCGAUCGCGACCGCCGCGGUCCGCGACGCGCACAACGGCGACGAGGCCGUCAAGGCCAUCGAGAGCUGCGCCGGCAUCCGGAUCGAGCGCAUCAGCGAGGACUACGAGGCGAAGCUCGCCUACCGCUCCGUCGCCGAGGCGUUCGACAUCAACGCCCUGAACACCGCGAUCGUGGACGUCGGCGGCGGCUCGACGGAGAUCGUCAUCACCGUGAAGGGUGUCGUGGAGCACGUCUACUCGCUCCCGCUCGGCGCCGUCCGCCUCACCGAGCAGUUCGGCAAGCUCGACGACCCCUUCGACCAGCAGUACUUCGACAUGCGCGCCUUCGUGAAGCGCACGCUCAAGGAGAACAUCCCCAGGCCCGAGGUCCCGCUCCACUGCGUCUUCGGCACGGGCGGCACGUUCCGGGCGCUCGGCUACAUCUCCGUCUGCCGCCAGACCCCCGGCGCCGCGUCGGACGUCACGCCCAUCGCCGUCCGGGGCCACGAGAUGCAGGCGGACGAGAUCCGCCACAUCCUCCACUGGGUGCGCAAGACCGCCGCCGACCAGCGCGCGAGCAGCAUCCCCGGCCUCUCGCCCGACCGCGCGGACAUCGUCCCCGCGGGGAUCCUCAUCAUCGAUCGCGUCAUGAAGCGGCUGGAGUGCAACCGCGCCCUCGUCCACGACCGCGGCAUCCGCGACGGCCUGCUCCUGGAGCUGCUCGACGACCUGCCGGACGUGCACUCCGAUUCGUCGAGCAAGCGCCAGCGCACGCCGAUCGACUCGGCCCGCACCUUCGCCCAGAAGUGCAACUACGAGGAGCAGCACUCCGAGCACGUCGCGACCCUCGCGACGCGCAUCUUCGACCAGCUCGUCGGCCUCUCGAACGCGAACGGCGAGGCGUGGGCGACCGACGAGAGCCGCGCCCUGCUCGAAGCGGCGGGGGUGCUCCACGACAUCGGAUACCUCAUCAACUACUCGAAGCACCACAAGCACGCCUACCACCUCAUCGUCCACUCCGACCUCCCCGGCUACACGAGCCGCGAGCUGGAGAUCGUCGCGAACAUCGCCCGCUACCACCGCCGAUCCGAGCCCAAGCCGGGCCACCCGCGCUUCAUGCGCCUCGCCAAGCCCGACCGCGAGCUCGUCCGCCGCCUCGCCGGGAUCCUCCGGAUCGCCGACGGCCUCGACCGCACGCACACGCAGCACGUCAAGGACGUCGUCCUCGAGCUCGACCACCCGACGCUCACCAUGUACGCCGUCGCGGACGAGAUCCCCUCCGUCGACGUUUGGGGCGCCGAACGCAAGAGCAAGCUCUUCCAGGACGCCUUCGGCUUCGACCUGCGCUUCCAGUGGCGGCCCACCUCGCCCGAAAAGCCCGCGCAGCAAAUCCCACCAAGAGCCCAGCAUGCCGAGACGCCCUGA